Molecule: messenger RNA, 4473 nt
Organism: Colletotrichum graminicola M1.001
Lineage: Eukaryota; Fungi; Ascomycota; Sordariomycetes; Glomerellales; Glomerellaceae
Exons: 1
Coding region: 1-4473 (1490 amino acids)
Molecular function (GO): metal ion binding
Source: RefSeq, a predicted model, not a curated record
AUGCAGAACUGGCAGCCAAAUGGCCAGGCAGGCUCACCUCAGGGCCAUAAUAACAUGUGGUCGGGCUCUUAUGGGUUUCCUGAUGCAUCAGCCCAGUUCGAUGCGUCUCAAAAUUGGCAGCAUCAACUUCCCAAUCAAAAUGCCUUCUCUCAUCUUGGUGCCCGAGGUAAUAGUGCUGAGAACAAUCUCUACGCCUCGCCUCAUCAAGCUCAUGCCACUGUGGCGGCGACCGAGCAUAACAGCAUAUCUGCUCUGAACCACGGCAACUUCCACAACGGUCACGGCCAGUUCUCGUUGGAUACGCCUUACACUGACGCCGCGGAAGAGGAUGCGCUGGCUGGUCUCAACGACUUCCCGCAGGACAUAUAUGGCCAGCCGGGGAAAGCAGACUUCACGGCCAACAUCGACAACUUGAACCACGGCCACACGCCUGACUUUACCCAGCAACAAUUUCAGUACAACGGCCAGGCCAAUCAGCUGUUCAAUGGCAAUGUACCCCAAUACAAUGAUUCUCAAUUGAUGCCUCAGCAUGGCCACCAAGCACCAGCGCAACUACAACAGCGUUUCGAAUCGGUCCCUCAGUCCUACUCGCCUGCGUCCCAGGGCUAUGUUCCAUCACCACAACAACAUCAGGCCCAGCCUGAAAGAGUCUUCUCCCAGUCGCCCCAUCCCUUCCAGGCUCAACAGUCCCAUCAACAGAGCAACCAGGCGUUUUCCAACCCGACUCCGCCUCCCUUCCAGCAGAACCAGGCCGCGCCCUACCAGCAGCAUAAGUUCGUCCCUCAACAGAUGACAUAUACCCAGACUGCAGCGAGGCCUGCGUUCCAGCCCGUCGCUGCGAAACAGGUACCAGACCAAGAGUCAACACUCCAGUGUACACCUCAACCUUUGUCUCAACAACAACCUGUCCAUCAAGCCAAGGCGGUGCCCUCACCAGCUCGCCCUAUUCAACCGCAACAACAACAACAACAGCAGCAGCAGCAGCAGCCGCACCUACAGCACAUUGCGGCGGCUCCUGCUUCUCAGCCUAGCACGCCAACCAUCGAGCCAACCCUUCAGCCCGAACCCUUGAAGAAGCGUAAACGUGUAACGAAGAAGGAUGGAGAGGUGGAUCGGGCGGAUUCUCCAAACCCGAAGAGAGAUGACGAUGGCGAAACUUUGGUCUUGCCCUCGAGUACCGAAGAAGAGAUCGCAGCCAUGGAGAAGUUUAGAAAACGCAACGCCGCAUCCAAGAAACAGUUCCCGGCCAUCCCCGGUGCAUCAUUUCUCGUUUCUUCGGGCACCGUCAAACUAGCCGCGCCCAAAAGCUACGACAGACUUGCGCCCCUUGUUGCUUUGCCAUCAACCAGCGGACGACCCAUUCUUCCUGAACUCGGCCGAGACCUUCCUUGCGAGAUUCAAGGCAGGUUCACCGACAGAUAUAGACCAUCCAUGAACUUUGUUGGACAGCCAGGGGAUCGGGAGGCGGAGGCCAAGGAUCUUAUUGAGCAAUACGGACGCGAGAUGGGGGACCUCAAAUCUGGCCGGCCUAAAUACUCGGAAUUCCCUUUCACAUUUCAGGAACAACUGAAGGCGGAUGAAGCAGCCAAGUCCAAAGCCCAGAGGAAAGCCCGUAAGGAAGAGGAGGAAGAGCGAAAACGGCCCAUCCGUCCUGAGACACGGCCUGCUGAUCCUGUAGAAGCUGCCGUAUGGGACAUACUGGGCAUUGUCUAUAUUGAUCCUUCGGCCACCAGAACGACUUCCCUUCUAGGUACUGCUGUACAAGGCCUAGGUGAAUUCCUUGUCAAGCUCAGGUCGGAGGUGAACCGAUUGAAACAGGAGGUCGACCAGGCUAACAAGGAAAAGAAAUCUGCAUCGGUUAUUGAUGAAUGGAAUAGUAAGAUGGAUGUGAAGAGGGAGAUAUUCACUAGGGUCUGCGAGGCGGCAGCCAAGCACGGCGAUGAGGCCGUGUUGGAGAACUUUGGUGGCCACCAGAAGGGCAUACUGAGCUUGGUCAACAUGCUAAUUGGCUGCAUCAAGGCAGCUGACUUCAGCGGACCCUUGCCAAAGGCCCUUCUCCGCUUCAUGUCCAACAUCAGCGUACACAAAAAAGUCGCAGAGGCUGUUAACCUUGAAAAUGUCCGAAAGCGGUUUGCGGACAAGGGCGACGACGAGGUCAAGGAACUGGUUCGUACGAUCGCGUCUCGAAUCAAGAAGGAUGUGGAACCGAUCAACGGCACCGAAGUCAAGAAGACGCCGUCGGCAGCCACAGUCAGCAAGACACCAAAGCCCGCUGCGAAGCCACUUGAUGGCUCCCCCGCAAAAAGAGCGCGCGACGAUGACAGCGACUCUCGCACUGUCAAGAAGGUGGCCACCGAAUCAGCGAACAAUGGUCUGGGUAACAAGCUGGGGUCAAAACCUGCCGGAUCCCUUCAGUCCAAGUUUGGCGCUACAAAGCUUCGCCCGACAGCUUCAACUUCUCUCGCAGGUAAAAUCCGAGCCCCUGCGCCCAAAUCAAGCGCAAGAGAUCCUGUCAAACCCGAGAUUUCGAGGUUUGAGGGAUCAACUUCGUCCGCAAUGGACGUUGACAAGAAACCGGCGCCAUCCGCGCCAAAGGCUGAGCCGAAAGUGCCUGCCACCAAGUCCGUUGCAAGCUCAAGCCUAGCCUCUUCCAGCAUCGCCUCGCUGCUUGACUCCAUCAAUACGCCUAAGGCGGACGGUCCCUCUACGCAAGCGAAGGACUCUGGCAAGAAGGAAAUCUCAGAGACUCCUGAAGAGAAGGAAAAGCGACUUCGAAAAGAAGCUCGCCGCAAGCUUCGCGUUAGCUGGAAACCCGAGUCGGAGCUGGUGCAGGUUCGCAUCUUCCACAAGGAAGCCGCUGAAGACCAAAACAACAUGACCAAAGAUGCGGCAGAUGAUCGAUCUGAGGGAAUGAUGCUCAAACAGCGGUCCUACAAUGACGAUGAGGAUGAUGACGAUGAUCUGCCAUACAGACCCUGGGUCAAGCCGUCCCUUGCGAAUCUGUCCGCGAUUCCUCAGGACUACCGCGAUAAGUCUUUCGUUACUCGUGGAGGUAACCUGACCUUCCAUACGGAGGAACAGAAGGUCACCGAAGAAAGAGAGAAGAAGGAGCUCAUGGUUACAUACAUGGAUAUCUCGGACAUCCCGCCAACACCUAAAUCUCCGCCGCCCGAGUCGGCAACGACCACCCCUGACGGCAAAAUCUCCCAGUUGCCUCAAGGAGAACCAAAGUACGACGAGAUCCAUAAACGGUGGAAGGAGGCACAACAGUUCGGCUGGGAGGCAGCAGCAUACUAUGCGCGCAAACGCCUUGAUGCCCAGAAUGAUCCCGCCACGAAACUCAACUCGAUCUUGGGCAACCUCAAGCCAAUCGCUCCAGCAGUCGAGCCUGAGCCAUACAAUAUGACCCCACCCAAGGAAAACGCGCAACCCAUCCUGCCUAAUGCUGCUGAGAUGCAGCCUGUUCCGGUCAUUCCGUUUGAUGACAAGGUCUACGAAAUCCUCAUCUCGGACAAGGUAAAGAACUGGCUGGAUCCCAAUCCCUUCAAUCCGACAGCACCACAAACCCAUCGACGACAUGAUUUCUCCGACCCGACAACACAAACGGCCGCCGACAAUGUAGAGGAGGUAGCAGAGUCGUUGAGAGGACUUCCAUAUCCCGCAACGAGUCCGCCCGCAUGGCUUGCCAACAACCAAGAGAGGGUAAGGGAGUGGUGGGCUGGAUACCAGAAAGACUCUGCAUCGAGAGCAAAGAAGGAGGCAGAUGACAAGGCUCGCGCAGAGACUGAGGUUGGGACUCAGGAACAGCAACAGCAGCAGCCAGACGCGAUGACGCAAGAACAGAAAGACGCUUGGGCUGCCUACUAUAAACAACAGGAGCAGCACUAUGCCCAAUAUAUGGCCAUGCUUCAGGGCGGCCUACCGCAGCAGCCGACUCAACCUACCCCAGCACUUGCCCUAGCAGGCGAUGCUCAACUCCAGGCCAUCCUUGCUCAAAUGAGUCAACAGCCGGCAUCCCAGGGCAAUGUGUACGGGCUCAACCCACAAGAUACCAGCUACCAACAGUUGAUGAUGCUCGCUCAACUUCAGCAGCAACAACAACAACAACCACAGCAGCAGCACCAACAAGCUGCCCCGCCCCCGCCCCCGCCAGUUGGUUCACAGUCUCCUCCUAAUCAUGACCAAUCCUCAUUCAAGCUUCCGCAGCGACAGUUGGUUGAUUACAGCGAUUGGGACACUCGGGACGACUCCGAUCAACAAGGUGGGCGUGAGCGUGAUAGGGAACGCGGCCGUGAACGCGAGGGCAAAGGUGGCAAGCAGGGCAAGAACCGCAAGGGCAACGCUCCCGGUGGUGCCACUCUCCCUCCUCAUCGCCCAGUUAACCGCGCCCUCAUCGGAACUAAGCCUUGCAGCUUCUGGCAGCAAGGCAAAUGCGCUAGAGGUGACAAAUGCACAUUCAGACACGACACCUGA